UUAAACAAACCAACCGCGUUUUAACUUUGUGUGACUUAACCAGCACUUACGGCCAAGUUCAAACUCCGGGGUCAGUACCGAGCCUGAAGCCUGGACUCCCUUCAUGUCUGAGCAGCUCGGAUCGGGAGUUGGGAUCUCUAAACAUCUCUUGUCCGAGAGGGAAACACGGAGAGGGAGACGUGAGAGCAAGGACGUGAGCGGAAGGGAGACUGGACAUGUUUCCGCUGCUGGAGAGCGACGUUUAGACUGUUGUGAAAGGAGACUGAACCAAGCGCUGUAGAGAGCCUGGUUUGUUAUCUCCGCUUCUUUAUCUUUCGCUUUUGGGAUUGAGUGGAAGUCCUUGUUUUUGACGCUUAGAGUAAUGAGGAAACGCUAAAUGCAAAUGAGGUUGGUGACUCUGUGCUUUUAUUCGUCUACAGAGACUUGAAAAGCCGCUAUUCCCACAUUGCACAGCAGCUCGUUGUAUUUGGUUCACUGAAAUGUGAAACACUAGUGAAGUCGGUACAUGAGAAACAGCUCCAUCCAGCUGGUUCGUUAAUCUGCGUUGUAAACCUUUCACGCCCUUUGGAUUGCAUGUGGAGAGAAAGAAACUUUUUAAGAAUGAAGAGGAGAAAAUUCACGUAGCACGUCUCUGUUUUCUGCUUACAUCGUCGCUGUGUGCCGAAGUGGAUCCCUGUUGUUAUUUUUUGCCGUUUCCCAACCUUCAUGUUGAGGAGACAGGGGAGCUGACAUGCGCCUGGACGUGAGGAUAUAGUGCGCUGACCUACUGCGAAUAAUAGAAAGUUGUGAAAUUGCCUUAUUUGCGAGCUGAUAUAGUGGAUGAUUAAGAUACCCAGAGCCGGUGGGAAAUCAACCGUAGUGCCUGCUUGUGCGCCGUGAAACAACGCUCGCACUGAGCCAGUUCGAGAACUAGGUUAUUUUGCGAGGAGAGUCUUCGGAGCAGAUAUGGAGGAGUGGAGACAAUGCGGACGGUGGUUGAUAGACUGCAAGGUCCUGCCCCCGAACCACCGGGUUGUGUGGCCCUCGUCGGCCGUCUUCGACUUGGCACAGGCUCUGCGAGAUGGGGUACUGUUGUGCCAGAUGUUGCACAACCUCUCCCCUGGAUCAGUGGACCUCAAGGAGAUCAAUUUCAGACCCCAGAUGUCACAGUUCCUGUGUUUGAAGAACAUCCGGACAUUUCUGAAGGUGUGUCAUGACAAGUUCGGCCUCCGUAACAGUGAACUGUUUGACCCUUUCGACCUUUUUGAUGUCAGAGACUUUGGCAAGGUGAUCUCCGCUCUGUCGAGGAUCUCCCACCACAGCAUUGCACAAAUCAAAGGCAUCAGGCCUUUUCCUUCAGAGGACACUGCACUGAAUGAGGAUGAUGUGUACCGGAGCCUGGAGGAGUUGGCAGAUGAGCAUGACUUGGGUGAGGAUGACAUCUAUGACUGUGUGCCAUGCGAGGACGAUGGGGAUGAUAUCUAUGAGGACAUCAUUAAGGUGGAAGUACGACAACCCAUGAAAAUGGGAAUGACAGAAGAUGACAAGAGAAACUGCUGCUUAGUGGAGAUCCAAGAAACUGAAGCCAAGUACUACAAGACUUUGGAGGACAUUGAGAAGAAUUACAUGAUCCCGCUGAGGCAAGUCUUGAGUCCACAGGACAUGGAGGCUAUCUUUGUGAACCUGGAGGAUGUGAUCAAAGUCCACUUUGCCCUCCUGCGAGCCAUUGAACUGAAUGUGGUCAGUGGGGGAAGUGGCCUGGGGAAGAUUUUCCUGGACUUCAAGGAAAGGUUGUUGAUCUAUGGUCAGUACUGCAGCCACAUGGAGAACGCCCAGAAGAAACUGGAUGAGCUAAUAGCCACACGGGAGGAUGUCAGGAUUAAAGUAGAGGAAUGUACAAUGAAAGUGCAGGAAGGGAAGUUCAAGCUGCAAGAUCUUUUGGUAGUUCCCAUGCAGAGGGUGCUGAAGUAUCACCUGCUGCUAAAGGAACUUUUGAGUCACUCCACUGACCGACCUGAGAGACAGCAACUGAAGGAGGCUCUGGAGGCUAUGCAGGACCUGGCCAUGUACAUCAAUGAAGUCAAGAGAGACAACGAGACACUGAAAAAAAUCAGCGAAUUCCAAAGUUCAAUAGAAAACCUUCAGCAGGUGAAGCUGGAGGAGUAUGGGAGGCCAAAGAUAGAUGGAGAGCUGAAGGUGUGCUCCAUAGUCAACCGAACCAAACAGGACCGGUAUAUAUUCCUCUUUGAUAAAGUGGUCAUUGUCUGCAAGAGGAAAGGAUAUAGCUAUGAGCUCAAAGAGAUUAUUGAGCUGCAAUAUUAUAAAAUGUCGGAUGACCCGAUGAACAACAGAGACAUGAAAAAGUCCAGUGGAAAAAUGUGGUCUUAUGGUUUCUACCUGAUCCACCUGCAAGGGAAGCAGGGCUUCCAGUUCUUUUGUAAAACUGAGGAAACUAAGAGAAAGUGGAUGGAGCAAUUUGAUAUGGCCAUGUCCAACAUCAAGCCAGAGAGAGCCACAGCCAACCAGCACAACUUUCAAAUGCACACAUUUGAUAAGAACACCAACUGUCGAGCCUGCAAGAUGCUCUUGAGGGGCAUAUUCUAUCAGGGCUACUACUGCUCUCGCUGUGGAACAGGAGCUCACAAAGAAUGUCUAGAAGUGAUCACCAUCUGUAAAAUAAAUCCUCUUGACUUGGAGCCUGGAAUGUCACCGGGUCCUAAGAUGGUGGCAGUAAAGAACUACCACGGCACACCAGUGCCUCCAGGGAAGACACCCCUCUGUUUCCAAACGGGAGAUUUUAUCGAGCUGCUGAAGGGAGACCCGGAUAUCACAUGGUGGGAGGGAAAGCUUAUGCAAACACAAAAGAGCGGCUUUUUCCCCAGUUCGUAUGUAAAGCCUUGUUUGGACCCAAAGCCCUUCCAGUCAAUCCGGCAACCCUCGAGAGAGACAGAGUACUAUGGAUAUCCUUGGUUUGCAGGAAACAUGGAGCGGCAGCAGGCAGACAACCUUUUAAAAUCCCACUGCAGUGGGACCUACCUUAUCAGAGAGAGGACAGCUGAGGCGGAGAGGUUCGCCAUCAGCAUCAAAUUUAAUGAUGAAGUAAAGCACAUAAAAGUCGUCGAAAAAGACAGCUGGAUUCACAUCACCGAGGCGAAGAAGUUCGAGAGUCUGUUGGAGCUUGUGGAGUACUAUCAGUUGCAUUCGCUGAAAGAAAGCUUCAAGUUGUUAGAUACCACGCUGAGAUACCCCUACAAGUCGAGAGAACGCUCGCUUACACGGGCCAACACGCGCUCGCCAGCAGCCACCUGUGCAUCCUACAACUUCUCCUUCCUCAGUCCGCAGGGCCUCAACUUCUCCUCCUCUCAGAGCUCAGCCCCCUUUUGGUCAGUGUUUACACCUCGAGUGGUCAGCACAGCAGUGGCCAGGUAUAACUUUGCAGCGCGAGACAUGAGAGAGCUGUCACUGCGAGAAGGCGACAUUGUCAAAAUCUACAGCAAGAUCGGAGGAGACCAGGGCUGGUGGAAAGGAGAAGCCAAUGGAAGAAUUGGAUGGUUUCCUUCAACUUAUGUGGAUGAAGAAGGAGUGCAGUAAGGCUUGGAUGUUGCUGGUCUGGCUCAGGAACCAUCUUCUUGUCUACUGUUCUCAGAGAAAAUUACUCAGUCUCUCCAGGAAAACAACACAAGGAAAAAAAAAAAAAAAACUUUUUUGUUUAUUUUGUUUUUUUGCUGGAUGCUCAUUUUUCAGCGAGCGUUUCUACUCUCUUUAUCUUCACUUAUGCAUCAGCUUUUGUCUUUUGCUGGAUGUCCUGUUUAAUUUCUGUACAGGCAGGGAAAAAAAAAGAAGGAAAAAAAAAAAGGCUUGCUGUCUGUCAGCCUCCGUGUGCUCUGCAGAGACUUUACUGAACUGAGGACACGACAAAAACUGACUGCUGAUAGCUUUACUUUGAGGAAAAAAAAGAAAAGGCUCCUCUUUUUUUUUGCAGGUCUAUGCGAGGUGAAAUUGUACAUAUAGAUAAUUUAUUGAAUAGAGAUUAUUAUGAUUACUAAUGAUUAUUGUGGGGAGUUGAUUUUAAGCAAAGAAUAAGAUCUGAAAAACUAAAACGAGAAAAAAAAAAAGAUGCUGUGUUUUUUAUGUUGAGAGAUUUUGCCUUAGUUGUCAUGGUGAUGCCUUGUGGGUUGACACCAGUGGAGGGAAUCGACUUUGUUGACUGAUUUACUUCUCCAUGUAUGCAUGUGCUCAUAUGUGGCCCACAUAAACACACACACACACACACACACACACACACACAGACCAAUGUACAGUAUGGUGCCUUUGAAGAAUGGGUGUUGCUUACUGAACCUCAGCUUCAGCCAGUAAAGAACAUUGCCAUGCUCAAAAAUACUUGAGCCCCCUGAAAACAAGAUGGCAAGGCAUUUAACUCCUGAGUGGCAACUGGAUGAACUCACUGGAUUUUUUUUUUUUUUUUUUUAUAGCCAACGACAUCACACAUGGUCUUCAAAUCAGUCUUCAGUCAGCUGGAUGUGAAAAGGGAAACGUCAAAACUUUCAACUGGGCAGCGAAGUCACGUGAUCUCAGUGUUUUUCAUGUGAUUCAUGCUUCUGUUUUAACUGGACCAACUCUCUUUUUAAUUAUUUAAAGCCAAAUUCAGCUGUAUUUCAAUGUGUGCGUAGGGUUUAAUUGAUUUAUGAUUUUUCUACCUUGCCUUACUUUUUUUGUUUUGUUUUUUUAAACAGAUGAUCAGGUGAUGGGAUUGCAUUCCCCUUAAUUUUAAUUUUCAUGUGUGAAAAUUAUUUUUGUGCUGUGCAGACUGAUAAAUUUAAACAGUGUUGGAAGAUAUUUAAUCUGAAGAAAAACUGUGUGUGCUAUAGACAUGAAUCCAGAGAAGAAGUACUUAAUCACUUUGUGAUUUUCUAGGGCUGCGGUGCUUAGUGUUUCCAUUUAUUUCCUGAUAUUUUAUUGGUGCCAUACACACUUAACAGAUUCAUAGUUAUUUACACCAUGGUGUGCUGACAUUAGUUUCUCUGUUGACAGUAUAAAUGUUCCAGGCAGCUUUCUAGUUCUACACAUAGUAAUAUUUUUUAUCGACCUUGUCAACUCAGCUUUCUUUGAAAGGGGAGUUCAGUUUUUACAGUCUACUGACUUAGUCUGGUAUAUGACCUUACUUUCAGUCUUCUCAUUUUCCACAAAUUACCAUGCUGGUAUACAAGCAUUCAAAAGGUGCCCCUAACACUCAAAGACAGUGCAUAUAUGGCUGACCUUUCCUCCAGGGUGGUGCACUUGUGCACAUCUGGAUCGCUCCCAGUGCUGCUGGUAUUUUUAGUUUCAUCCUCGCAACUUCGUCUUCUGCAGUUUCACCGUGGCUCUCGAACUUGUGCGGAAAGCAGACAUCCAAUUUUGCGUCCAACUAUCCCAACUUCCAUGUCAAAGGUCAUCACAUCACAGUGAAGAGUUGGUGGUUUUCAAGGCCACGGGCAUCGCAGCAGUUCAGAAAUCCAUCCAGACACAUGCUUUCCUGACAUCAUGGGGCUGUGCUCUCUUAAGCUGAAUGGCUGCCAUGUUGACACAAUGUAGGAGACCUAAUGUGCAGCGUGCCUGGAGUAGAAGGGGGACAGAACAGGACCUGCACGGGGUGAUUUAAAAAUAGCAGCAGCAGUAGAUGAGGUCUAGAAGCACAAAAGAAGAUAAUCUCUUUUUCUUUUUAAAGGGCUGAUUCCUUAUGAAACCUUAUGAUCACAUUUGGUAUUGUACUGAUUCAGAACAAACAGAUUUAAAAAAAAAA
This is a messenger RNA of Archocentrus centrarchus (flier cichlid), 5758 nucleotides long. It is a transcript of the gene vav2, whose product is annotated as vav 2 guanine nucleotide exchange factor. Gene Ontology annotation, molecular function: guanyl-nucleotide exchange factor activity; protein binding. Gene Ontology annotation, biological process: cell migration; intracellular signal transduction; regulation of GTPase activity. The record is from RefSeq and is a predicted model, not a curated record. Lineage: Eukaryota; Metazoa; Chordata; Actinopteri; Cichliformes; Cichlidae. Gene Ontology annotation, cellular component: cytoplasm. The transcript has 30 exons. The coding region runs from base 946 to 3570 and encodes 874 amino acids.